CGCGUGUCGGAGACGGCGGCCUCCUCCUCUUCCCGUUCCCCUUCACCCUCACGGCCUCGCCGCCGCCUCCGCCUCCCCACCAUCGCCGCCCGAAAACUCACUUCUCAAUGAGAGGCCGCGGCAACAACCAUUGGCAGCAGCAACACGGCUACAACCCCCGCGCCGCCGCCGCCGCAUGGCAGCAUGGCGGCGCCUCGACCUACGCCUCGGACGCCGCCGCCGCGCAGCAGGCGGCGGGGAUGAACCCCUAUGCUGCCUACGCCCCCAACCCCCACCAGUACUUGCAAAACCCCUUCAAUCUCAUGCUCCCCAACCUCCUCCUACAGAAUCAAGCCGCCUUCGCCGCAGCCUACCAUCACCAGCAGCAGCAGCAGCAGCAGCAGCAACAACAACAACAACAGCAGCAGUACCAGCCGCCGGCCCUCGUCCCCCCAGGUUACACCCAAAACCCUACCUCCAACAUCCAGCACCGCCCGCCCAACCCCGCGCCCCAGCAGCCCCGCGCCGCCUCACCCCCGCCGGCCCCGCCGCAGCGACCGCAGACGCAGCCGCCGACGCGCAACCAGCAGGCGGUGCUUGAGAGGGCGCAGGUGGCGGCGAGGAAGGCGCGGGACGAGCUCGUGCUGGCCGGCGAGGGCGUCACCGGGUGGAAGGUGGCCCAGGCGGCGCUGCUGGCGCUCAAGGUGGACUCGUGGGGGUCCCUUGGCGUCCAGCUCCAUGACGUGCCCAUCCUGCGCGACCUCUUCCUUGUCGAGGGCAAGGUGAACACAUUCAUCCACUGUUACGUUGCAGCAAGAAAAAUUGUAUCUAUUUGUGAUCUGGAGGUUGAGAUAUGCAAGAGCGAGGGUGUUAGGCAGUUCGAAGAGCUGGGUUUGGGGCCUUUUCUUCAGCACCCACUCAUUGCACACUAUUUUCUGGUACCUUCUGAUUUGUCCACGGUGCCUAAGCUUAGCAGCGAGGAGAUUAUCAAUUGCCUGCAGAAGUAUAUUGGUGAUUCUAAGGACAAAGUCACAGUGGAGAACUUCUUGGAUUAUCUUGCAGAGCAAAAGUCAGUCUCUGGGAAGGAAAAGCUUGGUGUGCGGGUACAGGGCUUGGGGUUGCAUAUUUCCUUACUCCGACAGGCCAGGAGAAAUGAAGUUGCUGCUGUUAAACAUCUAGGCAAGACCAGUGGUUCUGGUGAUAGCACUUGUGGCAAGGAUCUUCCAAAACAGACAGAUUUUCAUUUGGGGAAGCAGGUGUUGAACAAGAGGUUUGAUGCUAUAACUAGCCGUAUAAAGCAAUUACCAGGCAUCAACGAACACAUUCAUUUCGUUUCGUCUGAUGAUGAAAUCGAUGGCGAUACUAGUUCGGAGGGCAAUGCAGUUGAUGAGAGUGAGAAUAAAAAUACCUGUUCUAUUCUUGAUAGCAAGGAUGUUGAUAAGCGCGUUAGUAGCUGCCCAUAUCCUUCAAAAUCAGAAGAAAUGGAACGUCUUGGUUUGAAAUCUGAACUGAGUAAAAAGCCAACUACAGAGAGCAGCAUGGUAAAAGUAACUGAUAAAAAUGUUUAUUCAGGCGAGAAAAGGAAAUACGAAGGAACUGGGACUCCUAGCUCUUUGUGCAAACAACCCAAGAAGCGGCGAAAGGUGGGAAUGCACAAGAAAGAAGCAUCACCUAAUUGCUUUUUAAGUAUAGGUAAGCUGGAGAAAUUCAUAACAACCUGGAAAGAAGCAUGCCGUGAACAUCCAGUUCAACAGGUUUUAGAACUGUUAGCAAAUUACUAUGGAGAAACAACCCACGAGAAGAGAAAAAUAAUACAGUUUUUCUCACAAUACCCUGGGAUUGGCUUCUUAAAUGUCGCUGUUAGAUCGAUGGGUUGUGGUCUGCUGGAUAGUAUUUACGAUGCGAUCCAUGUCUUUAGUGAGAAUAAAUUGUCAUCAAGUCCCAUUCCUAACACCACUACGGAGAUUAUGGAAAUUGAGCCCCCAAGUAGAGAAACUGCUGAAUGCAUUGCUAAAGGAGCCUAUGAUAGCAAUGAGCGCAACUAUGAGCCUGGACACAAUGUCACAACUGAUGAUGUCAUCAGGAGGAUUACUGAGCAUUUCGAGUCCAAGAGUGGAGUGUCUAAAGCCGGGGCUUUGCAAGUGGAAAGAUCUAUUUUCCUGAGGACACUUCAUGAUUGUGAGACAUGGGUAACUACUCAAUUUUCUGCCAGGCAAUUUAGUUCUCUUGGCCAUGGGACUUUCCUUGAAUUUUUGGAAAAAUAUGGCAGUCAUUUCCCCCCUAAGUUGAGUAGUUUCUUGAAAGGGGGGGAUUCUGGUUCUGUGUCUCUGGAAGUGUCUGUACCGCAGCAACAAAUUGAAGCUUUACUCUGCCAAGCCGAGGGUAACUGGCUUGAAGAUGGCGACUUUUCAGGGGACAGCUUCCUUAUGCUUCUCAAAAAGCAGUUCCCCACAAUGAGCUUUGAUAUUACACAAUACAAAUCUGGGGAAGGACUUGAUGGUUCUACUGAGAGACAGAGAAAGUGCAUUCAAACAAAUAAUAUCUCGUUUUCUAUCUCUCUGUUGGAGAAACGGUGGUCUGGAUUGUCUCCAGGUGAGCAUGAUACUGUUGGUGGGCAGAGAAACAAUGCUGUUGAACAAUCUUAUUAUUCUGAAACAGUUUCUUCACGAGAAGCAAUUAACUGUUUACUCAAGGCUCCAAUGUUGUCAGAUCUGCUUCUUUGGUCACAUUGGGAUCUGUUGUUUGCUCCAUCACUGGGCUCCUUCAUACGCUGGUUGCUGAGUACUGGUCCAAUUCAACAGCUAGCUUGCAUUGUGACCACAGAUUGUAGGUUUAUAAGAGUAGAUCCAUCAGCCACGGUAGAUCAAUUUUUAGAAGCCAUUAUUCAAUGCUCACCAUUUCAAGUGGCAGUGAAGCUGCUUUCCUUGAUUCACAUUUAUAAUGGUUCUAGAAACACUCCAAUUUCCUUACUGAAGUGUUAUGCCCAACGAGCAAUAGGUAUCAUAAUGAACAACAACAAUGAUUCUGAAGGCAAAUCAUUUAUGACCGAGGAAUCCCAUAAUCUAAGUGCUGAAGAGCGUGACUGUUCUACUCAUUCUGUUGGCCGUGUUCAAGAAAGCUCCCAGCUGUCUUGUGCAAGAAAUGCCAUGUCUGGUAUCUUAAAAAGCAUCGACAACACUGUUCAUUUUGUUGCCAAAUUUGUACUUGAUUGUCUCGGUCAGCUACCUUCAGAAUUCCGCAGUCUUGCAGCAGAUAUACUAUUGUCUGGACUUCGAACUGUUACCAAAAAUAGCUAUUCAGCCAUCUUGCAUGAAGCCACAGAAACUUGGCAGCUUUGCAUGCUUCAUGAUAUUGGGUUGUCACUUGGAAUCGCGGAGUGGGUUGAAGAUUAUCGUGGAUUCUGUUUAACUGAAGAAGAUGAUGCAAAGGCAGAACUGCAUUCUUCAUCUGGGCAUGCAUCAGCUGCAUCUGAAGGACCUACACUUGAAAACUCUAACGUGCUUAUUCCUCAUGAUGUUGAUAUGAUGAAUGAUAGUAGUAAAUCAUUACCUGGCAAAAAGGAUCAAGUUGUUGCUACAGAUAAUAAAAACCAGAACAUGUUAAAUCCUGUUGAAGCCAAGGCAGAAACUACAGAGUUGCAUACGACCAAAUCUCCCAUGAUGGGAGAAAUGAAUCUUGAGGAAGCAGCUCUAGUUAUUGAGACUAUAAGACGUGAUGAGUUUGGUUUGGAUCAGUCUCUAAGUUGCACCGAGAAUAGUUUGUUGAAGAAGCAGCAUGCACGACUUGGCCGAGCACUGCAUUGUCUUUCACAAGAAUUAUACUCCCAGGACUCUCACCUACUUCUUGAGCUGGUACAGAACGCUGAUGAUAAUACUUAUCAUGAGGAUGUCGAACCUACAUUGGUAUUCGUUCUUCAGGAGAAUGGUAUUGUUAUUCUCAACAAUGAGAUGGGCUUCUCUGCUGAGAACAUUAGAGCUCUUUGUGAUAUUGGUAACUCGACAAAGAAAGGAGCCAAUAGUGGUUAUAUUGGAAAUAAGGGAAUUGGAUUCAAAUCAGUAUUUCGGGUAACUGAUGCUCCAGAGAUCCAUUCAAAUGGUUUCCAUGUGAAAUUUGACAUUACAAAAGGCCAGAUUGGUUUUGUAUUGCCAACUGCUGUUCCACCCUACAGUGCCAGCUCUUUGAGUAGAAUGUUAUCUGCUGAAGAUGACAAGGGUGCUUGUUCCCUCUGGAACACUUGCAUUUUACUUCCGUUCAGAUCUAAAUUCAGGGAUGGCACUGGCAUGUGCUCCAUUGCAUCCAUGUUUUCAGAUCUCCAUCCUUCUUUGCUCCUGUUCCUUCACCGACUAAAUUGUAUCAAGUUUAAGAAUGUGUUGAAUGACACACUGCUGAUUAUGAGAAGGAAGGCUCUUGGUGAUGGCAUUGUGAGGAUCUCACAUGGGAAUGAGAUAAUGAGUUGGUUGGUACUUAGUAAGAAGUUACAGGGCACACUAGUACGCCAUGAUGUGCGCACCACAGAGAUAGCUUUGGCAUUUACAUUGCAGGAGACUGAGAAUGGAGAGUAUGAGCCUUACUUGAAGCAACAACCUGUGUUUGCUUUUCUACCCCUGAGGAACUAUGGUCUUAAAUUCAUUCUUCAAGGAGAUUUUGUUUUACCUUCUUCCAGAGAGGAAGUGGAUGCAGAUAAUGCAUGGAAUCAGUGGUUGUUGUCUGAAUUCCCUUCUUUGUUUGUCAGUGCACAAGAAUCCUUUUGUUCUCUUUCUUGCUUCCAGAGGUGUCCUGGAAAGGCAGUUACAGCCUUUAUGAGUUUUGUUCCUCUAGCAGGAGAAGUUCAUGGGUUCUUUUGUAAGCUCCCUCAUUUAAUCAUUUCCAAGUUACGCCUGACACGGUGCAUGGUUUUGGAGGGCUCUAGUUCUCAGUGGGUCUACCCGUGCAAUGUACUCAAGGGUUGGGAUGAACAGACUAGAAUGCUAUUUUCUGAUGGCUUACUUCAUGAUCAUCUUGGUCUUGGGUAUCUGUCGAAAGAUAUCAUCAUAUCUGACACAUUAUCGAGGGCCCUAGGUAUUCACGUCUAUGGACCAAAUGUUUUAAUUGAUGUGUUAUCAUCCAUUUGCCGAACCGAUGGUUGUAUUGAGUCGCUGGGGAUGGAAUGGCUGUGUGCUUGGUUUGUUACACUUGAUUUGACAUUGUUGCCCCAUUCUUCUCAAAAUAUUCUCUCGACAACAAGUCUCGAAGGUGAUCUUCUAUGUGCCCUCAGGAAAUUACGAUGCAUCCCGCUUUCAGAUGGUUCAUUUAGCUCUGUAGCAGAUGGUCCUAUAUGGUUGCCUCCUGAUAUCCUCAAUUCCACACCAGACUGCAAAAGUAGCUUAAAGGAUUUUCCAGUUCUGUAUAGUAACCUUCGUAUUGUAAGUCCUCACCUUAUCUCUGUGUCUGGUAAAAAUAAAUACCUCAUGGAAGAAAUGAGAGCUAAUGCUCUGAUGGACAUUCUUCUGAAAAUCGGGGUGCGGAAGUUGUCUGGACAUGAAAUUAUCAAGAAUCAUAUCCUGGUGUCCUUGUCAAAUGGUUCAGAUGCUGAUAUGGCUGAUAAGAUGAUGAUAGAGUAUAUGAGUUUUAUUAUGCUUCAUCUUCAGUCUCCAUGUACAAGCUGUAACUUUGAAAGACAAGAUAUAGUGUCGGAACUACGGAAUAGACCUAUAUUUCGUACUAACCAUGGCUACAAGUGCCCGGCUGAUGAACCGAUUCACUUCAGUAUAGAAUAUGGAAAUUCUGUGGAUACAGGCAAGCUGUUUCAGAAUGUUGAAAUUAGAUGGCUUGAACUUGAUAGUUGUUAUUUGAUGAAUCAUGAUUCAUAUUUGUCACCGUUGGUGCUUAAAAAAUGGAGGGAGUUUUUUGCGGAGAUGGGUGUGACUGAUUUUGUGCAGGUAGUGAAAGUUGAGAAAAAUAUACCCCAAGUUGAUUCCUUGAUAGCAGGAAAACUUUCACAAGGUGAUAUUUCUGGAACACCAUCUACCGUGUAUGAUUGGGAGUCACCAGAACUGACUAGUAUUUUGUCAACAUUUUCUUCAAGAAAAUGCCGAGAAAAUUGUAUAUAUCUUCUGGAGGUUCUUGACAGCUUCUGGGAUGAUUAUUACAGUGCAAAAGCUUGGUGUCUGACAAACGUCACACAUUGUGGUGAAAACAGAACAGUUGAGUCAUCCUUUAUGAAAUGUAUCCAGAGCUUCAAAUGGAUAGCAUCAAGUGUGGAUUAUGACCUUCAUUAUGCAACAGAUUUGUUCUAUGAUUUUGAAAAUGUGCGCUCUCUGCUUGGUAGCGUGGCCCCAUACGCUGUACCCCAGGUCUCCAGCAGAUCACUAAGAAAGGACAUUGGAUUCAAAACCAACGUAUCCCAUAGUGAUGCUUUGAUGGUCCUUAAGUUAUGGAUAGCAUCACAAGUUCCUUUCAAUGCAAGUGUGCACCAGAUGUGCAAAUUCUACACCUUUGUGUCAGAAGGUUUGGCUGAUACAAAGAUUGACAUUAGACGGGAGUUUGUGUCAUGCUCGUCUAUAUUUACACCACUACUCCACCCUCGAUCAAGUGAGGUCAUCCUUGGGAACUUUUUAUCCCCAAAAGAGCUCUAUUGGCAUGACCCAACAGGAUGUUAUGAAACAACAGAGCAAUUCGUUUCAGUAAAGAAGAGCAUCUUCCCGAGAAAGAUGCUAUGUGCUGCCUAUCCAAGCCUUUGUGAAUUCUUUGUUGAGGCAUGUGGUGUGCCAAAAGUCCCAACAAUACCCGAUUAUGUUGAGAUGCUUUUACGGUUAUCAAAUGCUGCAUUGCCAUCACAAGUAGCCCAUCAGGUCUUCCGUGUAUUUGUGAGAUGGGCUACUGAUCUCCAGUCUCCGAAUGACAAGAUGAACGAUAUAGUUUAUUUGAAAGAAUCUCUUCAGAAGUUAGAGACAACAAUAUUGCCAACCAUUCGUGAUAAAUGGGUCUCUCUCCAUCCAUUGUUUGGCCUUAUUUGCUGGGUAGAUAACGAUGAGUUGAAGCAGCACUUUAAGAACUCCAAUGAUGUUGACUUCAUACAAUUUGGUGAACUUUCUUCCGAGGACAAGCAAAUAUUGUAUGGACGGGUUGCUGCACUAAUGAAAAGCUUAGGUAUCCCAGCACUUUCUAAGGUUGUGUGUCGUGAAGCAAUAUUUUAUGGCACAGCUGACAACAGGGAAAAGGCUAAUUUAUUGUGUAGACUUUUACCAUAUAUGCAACGUUACAUCUAUAAGACACAUAGAGAUGCUUAUGUGAACUUUCAGCAAAAUGAGAUCAUGAAACUUAGCAAUCUUCAGAUUAUAGUUGUUGAGAAGUUAUUCCACAAGUAUAUGCUCAAAGGACGUGAGAGUUCUUCUAAGAGAAGAUUCAAAACCCAUUGUCUUUUGCAGGGAAAUAGUCUAUAUGCUACACAAGAAGCUGAUUCACAUACAUUGUUUCUGGAACUUUCUAGACUUUUCUUUGAUGGAUCUCCUGAUCUGCACUUUGCAAAUUUUCUGCACAUGGUCAAAACAAUGGCAGAAUCUGGCACCCCAGCUGAACAAAUUGAGUCUUUCAUUGUUAAUAAUCAGAAUGUGCCUGAGUUGCCAGAACACGAAGCAGUUUGGUCCCUUUCUUCCUUGUUUGCAGAAAACCAAGGUGUUGAUUCCGAACAGGUUGGAUCCUUAUCUGCUUGUGAUUCCAGUGCUCCCAAACAUCAGAGGUCGGCGGAAAUUGUUUCAAGCUGGCCACCUAGUAAUUGGAGAACAGCCCCUGAUUCUACAACAUCACACAGAAGCCAGCAUGGAAACACAAAUGUAAAUGAUGUUGACUGUGCAAGUACAAAAGAUUCAUGGUUUCAUGUUCAGAUCGAAGGGGAUUGGACUAUAAAAGAGGAUACAAGGUUAGAGAAUACAUUACUCACAGAAAGUACUGCGGCAACGUUGGAUGAGCCUCAGAUGGUGAUGUCUGUUGACUCUGCCAGUGCACCUGCUUAUUUGGACUUGGAGACGCCUACCGAAAAUCUUGAUACUGAGGUAAUAGACUUCAAUGAUAAUUUUUCCAAUGUUUCAGAAAGUAGGGAUAGGCUCCGUACAGGGGCUCCAGAGGCAAGCCAGUUACAAAAAACUGGCAGGACUGGUGAAGCUAUGGUCUACAAACAUUUCGUUGAGCAGCUAGGGUCCAAUAAUGUCAGGUGGGUGAACAGAGAAAUCGAAACGGGACUGCCUUAUGAUCUUGUUAUCAACCGCGGAGAGAAUUUGAUAGAGUAUGUGGAGGUAAAGGCAACUACAUCGUCAAACAAAGAUUGGUUCUACAUCUCGACGAGGGAGUGGCAGUUUGCGUUGGAGAAAGGGGAUGCAUUCAGCAUCGCCCGUGUAGUGCUGUCAGCUGGACAGAAAGCGAGUAUCCUUAUGUUGCAAAAUCCACACAAGCUCUGUCAGAAGAAACAAUUGCAUCUCGCUCUCUUGAUGUCGACGCCGGGACAGUGAAGCCAAACACUGGCAACCAUCUGCAGGUGCAGAAUGGAGUGAUUGUUUGAACUUGUCAGCAGUAAUCACUGAGGUCUGCAUCUUUGCUGAGGCAGCCUUGUGUCCCUCAAGAGGAGGGAUCCACAGAUUCUCUCACCGAUCCAACACUAACGAGUCCACGAAACCUCUUUGCUGCAUAGAAAGCGAGAUGGGAUGCGGUGGCCUUGCGAGAUUAUCAGCACAGGCGUUCAGUUCUCACAGUAUGUCUUCGCUUCCUGGGGGAAAUGCCAUGCCUCUCGGUGAUGAUGGUUCUGGGUCGUGCCAUACCCUUUUUUUUCAAGAGGAACCGGUCGUGCCAUGCCCAUACAUCAUAGGACAUCAUAGCCUGCAGCUCUUGCGUCAUUGAAUUGUAACCUGUUGUAUAAUAUUCGAUACACACUCGGUAACUAACGAUUCUUCUCUCGCCCAUUCGUUUGAUUGGUGGUAACACCAUCACAUGAAUCAAAUGUCUCCAAUUCGUGGUUACCAUGUGCUCGUGGCUACUUGCUCCACUAGUAUCUCAGUUUGUGUG
This is a messenger RNA of Brachypodium distachyon (stiff brome), 9012 nucleotides long. RefSeq lists its product as uncharacterized. The record is from RefSeq and is a predicted model, not a curated record. Gene Ontology annotation, biological process: embryo development ending in seed dormancy; leaf vascular tissue pattern formation; root development. Lineage: Eukaryota; Viridiplantae; Streptophyta; Magnoliopsida; Poales; Poaceae. The transcript has 13 exons. Bases 108 to 8462 code for a protein of 2784 amino acids. Gene Ontology annotation, cellular component: nucleus.